GUGGAGGGCCCGGGAGGGAGCCGCCGAGGUGCGGGUCGGAGAGGCCGGGCUACGCGGUGUCCUGCGCGUGAGCAGCUGCGGCGGCCGAGGCAGCAUCCAGCGGCGGAGCCAGCAGUUCCAGCCCGUUGCUUACUUUUUGCUGCACCAACACAGUCAUUAUGCCGAAGAGAAAGUCUCCAGAAAAUACAGAGGGCAAAGAUGGACCCAAAGUAACUAAACAGGAGCCCACAAGACGGUCUGCCAGAUUGUCAGCGAAACCUGCUCCACCAAAACCUGAACCUAAACCAAGAAAAACAUCUGCUAAGAAAGAACCUGGAACAAAGAUUAACAGAGGUGCUAAAGGGAAGAAGGAGGAAAAGCAGGAAGCUGGAAAGGAAGGUACUGCACCAUCUGAAAAUGGUGAAACUAAAGCUGAAGAGAUCCACAUCUCUCGCUCAACUGUUAAUGUCUCAUCCUCCAGAGGUACCCCACCCAGCACACUGUCAGUAAAAGGGCAGAUUGAAACAGUGAGAGUUAAGGGCACAGAAAACUGAAUCUGUAGAUAACGAGGGAGAAUGAAUUGUCAUGAGAAAUUGGGGUUGCUUUUAUGUACCUCUUGGGACAACUUUUAAAAGCUAUUUUUACCAAGUAUUUUGUAAAUCCUAAUUUUUUAGGACUCUACUAGUUGGCAUACAAAAAUAUAUAAGGAUGGACAUUUUAACCUCUCAUAGUCAUGCUUUUUGGAAAUUUCCAUCAUCCUGAAGUAAAAUAAAUAGCAAUUUAAUAUUGGAAGCUGUGUUUAAAAUUGAUUCAGCAUUCCAUGCAUUUGUUUUAAAAAUUUAGUCCUCUGCAUACUGUGGUGUUUUUACUGUGCAUAUUUGAAUUUUUCAUGUAGUUUUUCUAGAGCAAUAAUCAGUGGUGCUUUUGUAUCUAGGUUUUAUGUGAUUUUAAUGAAACAUGGAUAGUUGUGGCCACCUGCUGACUAUUUGUGGUUUAAAAUAAAAGGUUUUUCUUGUCUGCAAAA
This is a messenger RNA of Cynocephalus volans (Philippine flying lemur), 1003 nucleotides long. RefSeq names its product high mobility group nucleosomal binding domain 3 (gene HMGN3). Lineage: Eukaryota; Metazoa; Chordata; Mammalia; Dermoptera; Cynocephalidae. The transcript is spliced from 7 exons. Gene Ontology annotation, molecular function: nucleosomal DNA binding. The coding region runs from base 159 to 533 and encodes 124 amino acids. The record is from RefSeq and is a predicted model, not a curated record. Gene Ontology annotation, biological process: chromatin organization. Gene Ontology annotation, cellular component: chromatin; nucleus.